This is a messenger RNA of Diaporthe batatas, 1130 nucleotides long. RefSeq lists its product as uncharacterized. The transcript has 7 exons. NCBI's taxonomy places the organism in Eukaryota, Fungi, Ascomycota, Sordariomycetes, Diaporthales, Diaporthaceae. Gene Ontology annotation, molecular function: oxidoreductase activity. Bases 1 to 1077 code for a protein of 358 amino acids. The record is from RefSeq and is a predicted model, not a curated record.
AUGGGCGAAUCAAUUCCUAAAAAGUACAAAGCGAUGGUCUACGACCAACCGGGAAAGAUAUCAAUCAAACUCAUUGAGUUGGACAUGCCAGAACCCGGGGCGGGGGAUGUUUUGAUCAAGCUCACCCAUUCAGGAGUGUGUCACAGCGACCUUGGGAUCAUGCUGAACCAAUGGGCACAACUACCGUUUCCCACUGAAGCUGGCCAGGUCGGUGGCCAUGAGGGUAUUGGUAUCAUCGUCAAAAUGGGCCCAGGGACUGAAAAUUCCGAGGUGAAGGUGGGAGAUCGGGUCGGUAUCAAGUGGCUUGCUGACGUCUGCGGAAGCUGCCCGCCUUGCAUGGCUGGGUAUGAGGCAUCCUGCUUCAAACAAAAGGUCUCUGGGUACUAUUGGCCGGGAACAUUUCAACAAUAUGUAACAAGUUCUGCCUUCUACGUGACCCCGAUACCCGAGGGCCUGCCGUCUGACGCUGCUGCGCCAAUGCUGUGUGCCGGUGUAACAGUCUACAGUGCCCUCCGAAAGUCGAACACACAGAGCGGUGAAUGGGUCGUCCUUCUGGGCGCUGGUGGUGGUCUUGGGCAUAUCGCAGUGCAGAUUGCGUCUCGUAGUAUAGGUCUUAGGGUGAUUGGUAUCGACAAUGGAAGCAAGAAGGAUAUCGUCCUCGAGUCCGGCGCCGAGCAUUUCAUUGAUUUUACCGCCAGUAAAGACGUGACCAAGGAGGUGAUGGACUUAACAGGAGGAUACGGCGCGCACUCCGUAAUUGUUCUUACAGCUGCCAAUGCGGCCUACACGAUGGGAAUGGACCUUCUUCGGUUUGGAGGGACUCUUGUCUGUGUUGGAAUUCCAGAAGGGGACCUGAAGACUAUCAGUGCCGCCUACCCGCAGGUUCUGAUCGGGAAAGCGCAAAGAAUUGUCGGUGUUGCGGUUGGGAACCGGAAGGAAGCCAUCGAGACUCUCGACCUUGCCGCAAGAGGGAUUAUCAAGACGCAUUUCCGGACCGAAAGGAUGGAGAAUCUCACUGAGGCUUUCGAGCAGAUGCACAAGGGUGAAUUGAAUGGGCGUGUAGUGCUGGAACUCUGAUAGGUUCUGACAGCUUGUGACGGUGCUGGUCUCUUGCAUUCUGGCUAGUGUAG